AUGGAGGCUGAUGUUUUCAGGGCUUUGCUCCAUUUCGUGUACACUGACACUUUGCGGGAUUGCCACAGUGUGAAGCAGCAAAAGGAAGCUGCCAUGGCUCAGCAUUUACUUGUCGCCGCAGACAGGUACAACCUGGAGAGGCUCAAGCUGAUUUGUGAAGAGAAGCUGUGCAAGCACAUUGAUACAGUGUUCGGUUAUGGACAGAUUGAGCACAAGCCAAUUUCAGAAGGCCAAGACUGGACUGUACAGGCAAUCGACAUGAGCAAAUUUCUGGUGGCUGUCGCUUCGGGGCUCCGGCACGAGAACGUGGUCCGGCUGCUCGGCUACAACAUCACCGCCGACCUCCCCGUGCUGCUGUACGAGUUCGCCGGCGUGGGCACCCUCCACGACGUCCUGCACGGGCCGAGGGGGGCGCCGGCCAGCAGCCGCCAGCCGCCGGCGAUGAUCGAGGGCUUCAGGGCCAAGAUCGCCGAGCACGACGUGUUCAAGCAGCAGCUGGCUCCCGACGAUGCUGCUCAGGACCUCACCGCAACCGCGCUCUGGAAUCGGGCCGCGAUCGGGUACUACCACCCGCAGUAA
Panicum hallii is the source of this 579-nucleotide messenger RNA. Its product is annotated as PTI1-like tyrosine-protein kinase 1. The coding region runs from base 1 to 579 and encodes 192 amino acids. Gene Ontology annotation, molecular function: protein binding. Gene Ontology annotation, biological process: protein ubiquitination. The transcript is spliced from 5 exons. Lineage: Eukaryota; Viridiplantae; Streptophyta; Magnoliopsida; Poales; Poaceae. The record is from RefSeq and is a predicted model, not a curated record.